ACACACCUUCACCAUGGCGGCGCCCGUGGGUAGCAGCAAUGCCGCUAUUUCCAGUUGUUCUGAUCAGUCGACUGUGGUGUCUAGAGCUGAAAAUGUCCAUCUACAGUAUAGUGUUCUUUUGCAGCACCUUAUCGGCGACAAGAGACAGAUCAAAGACCUGAACCCGGGCAUUAUGGGUGGCCUAUCGAAUCCCCACAAAACAGAUGAGCAGAAGAUGAUUGAACGGGGAAUGGAAAGUUGUGCUUUCAAAGCAGCACUGGCGUGUAUUGGAGGUUUUGUGUUGGGAGGUGCUUUUGGAGUCUUCACAGCUGGUAUUGACACCAAUGUUGGGUUUGAUCCGAAAGACCCACUUAAGACUCCAACAGCGAGAGAAGUCUUGAGAGACAUGGGGCAGAGAGGAAUGUCCUAUGCCAAAAACUUUGCUAUUGUAGGAGCCAUGUUUUCGUGUACAGAGUGCAUCAUAGAAUCACACCGUGGAAAAUCCGACUGGAAGAAUGCAGUAUAUAGCGGUUGUAUUACUGGAGGUGCUAUUGGAUUUAGAGCUGGACUGAAGGCUGGGAUUCUGGGCUGUGGUGGUUUCGCUGCUUUCUCAGCUGCCAUUGAGUACUAUCUACGAUGAAUGUCUCCUUCAGGACUUCCUGACAGAUUGGCUGCUAUUUAGCUGGGGAUUCUACUGGGAUGCUCAUGUCACUGAGUGGUCAUAUCAAUGUGAGAACUUCCUGAGUGGACCAGUUGGAUGUGUGCUUGUAUUACAUGUGUUUAAAAGUUGUGGACAUAUCCAGCCUGUAGGGGUUAGUAUUGCACUAGUGACUGCCCCUUGGCUUAACAAUGCUGAUAUACAUGUGAUACACAAACCAACUAUGACCUUGCAUCAUGUUUUUCCAUGGUGAUUAUUCUUGAGUUGAUGCUGCCUGAUUUGCAUAAAAGUAAGAUUUGUCAUUAA
Molecule: messenger RNA, 943 nt
Organism: Electrophorus electricus (electric eel)
Lineage: Eukaryota; Metazoa; Chordata; Actinopteri; Gymnotiformes; Gymnotidae
Gene: timm22
Product: translocase of inner mitochondrial membrane 22 homolog (yeast)
Biological process (GO): protein insertion into mitochondrial inner membrane
Cellular component (GO): TIM22 mitochondrial import inner membrane insertion complex
Molecular function (GO): transmembrane protein transporter activity
Source: RefSeq, a predicted model, not a curated record